AUGGCUAGCUCAUCUAACUUGAAUGCGAUUAAAGAAUUUAUUUGGUUUAAUUUAAAGAUCGAAAACCAUCUUAUAUAUAAGAUGGGAUUGGAGCUGCAAAACCCUAUCAAAACUCUCGCAAAUUUGAACAUCUUUAUUUACGAUCCGUUGAUAAGUGAAAUUUUACAAUGGAAGUCCGGAGUUAAAACCCAGACAUUUUCAAUACUGUACGAAUUUUUUCAAUUAAGAUAUGAUGCUAGAGAUAGACGAGAGUUUACAACGUUGCAGAAAUGUGCUGCGGCCAUUCGUUUGAUGGCUAUGGGGGAGUCACCCGACACCAUGGAUGACUAUAUGAGAAUGUCCGAAAGAACCGCAAUAGAGAGUUUGUAUACAUUGUCAAGGGGUGUUGUUGAAGCUUUUGGAGACGUGUAUUUGCAGAAACCUUCGUCGCAUGCUUUGCAAGAAUUGUAUGUGCUGCAUGAAGAACGCCAUGGGUUUCCCGGAAUGAUAGGAAGCAUUUAUUGCACACACUGGAAAUGGAAAAAUUGUCCGGUAGCAUGGAAAGGGAAAUACGCAAGUGGUCAUCACGGAUCAUCUUCGUUGGUGUUAGAGUAUUCCACAUUCGUGAAGGCAUUCCGCCACCCGGUUGAAGAACAAAACAAAUUUUUUAAGAGAAGACAAGAAGGAGCAUGUAAGGAUGUGGAACGUGCUUUUGGAGUGCUGAAGGUGAAGUGGCAUAUAGUCGAACAUGCAGCGCGACCAUUGGAUUUAGAAACUCUACGAUAUAUCAUGUAUGCAUGUAUCAUAAUGCAUAACAUGGUAGUAGAAGAUAAAGGGAGAAAUAUUGCACACUAUAUCCUAACGGAGCCCAGACACGUUCAAUUUCAACCAGGAACAACAGAUUAUUUGCAUCGUGUUGUUGACAUUCAGGACGCAAAUAAACACAGACAACUUCGAGAGGACUUGGCAGAUUAUAUCUUCUAUGGUAACAAUAACGAUAACGAAUAG
Molecule: messenger RNA, 987 nt
Organism: Lactuca sativa (garden lettuce)
Lineage: Eukaryota; Viridiplantae; Streptophyta; Magnoliopsida; Asterales; Asteraceae
Source: RefSeq, a predicted model, not a curated record